AUGUUUGCAGGUUCUUCUCCACACCUCACAGGUGAAUGUUCAAGUCGCUUCGCACAGGAAGCGCUGGGAGAGCUUUGCCCACCGUUGGAGGAGGCGGGUGUCCGUUUCAGCCUGGAUGAGGUGCUUGAGGAGUUCUAUCAUCUGGAUCUGGCGAUCGAGGGACAGAGGGCCUUGGUCUUGGACUCGGUGACCCGUGCCACCGCCGAGGCUCCCUGGAGCCCCUGGAUCACCUUGAAGUGCCGACAUUUGCGACACUUGGGAUG
Durusdinium trenchii is the source of this 263-nucleotide messenger RNA. Lineage: Eukaryota; Dinophyceae; Suessiales; Symbiodiniaceae. The record is from the annotation of a GenBank genome assembly.